UGGAGGGAAAAUCACGGGAUCGUCUCUCCCACUUCUCCCAGUGGUUCGAAUAUGAUAAUGUUUUAUUCCCUUUUCAGGUAAUUUUAAAAUGCAUUUCUUAAGCAGAAGAGCAUUACACAUGGCGUUGAUUCCGAUGCCCAAUGCUCCACAAAAACAUCCCCCAACUUAUAAACCAACACAACAGUUCCCAAUGUUUGACGGAAACCCACUUUCCUGCUUCCAGUACUGGUUUUGGAGGGUUCAUGAUGCUUCAUAAUAGGCACAUAUGGGGGGUUCUUUGUUAGAGUUGGUAUUCUUUGUUUGAAAAGGCUCCUGUUCGGGGGGUUUAAGUUUUCAAUGAACUUUGUUUCUGCUUGGUGGCAUCUCGCCAAAGUUUUUACAGGCCGGUUAAACUUAACUGACGAGGGACGACUGGAAGGAACAAAGAGUAAUGUUUGAGGUCAACAUGUUGGUUGAUUGGAUGCAUGAGAAGUGGUCUGGAAUUGUGCUUUUUCUUGUGUCGUCCACGAUUUUCCAUGUAAGAGGAGCAUUUGUUGGAAUAAACAUUGGCACUCAUGUUUCUAAUCUUCCACCUGCUUCAAAUGUGGUUUCUAUGCUCAAAAGCUACCAAAUAACUCAUGUUAGACUCUAUGAUGCCAAUGCUGAAUUACUCAAAGCCUUUGCAAACAGUAGAACUGAAGUAAUAGUUGGCGUUACAAAUGAGGAGGUUCUAAAAAUUGGAAGGUCUCCUUCAGCUGCUGCAACUUGGGUUAAUAAAAAUGUCGCACUUUAUGUACCUGCAACCAAUAUAACAGCCAUUGCUGUAGGCAGCGAGGUCCUUACCACCAUCCCCAAUGCAGCACCGGUCUUGAUCCGUGCCAUGAAAUACCUUCAUAAAGCUCUGGUCGCCGCGAACUUAAAUCUUCAAGUCAAAGUUUCGACUCCCCAGUCUAUGGAUGUCAUUAUUUCGUCUUUCCCUCCCUCUACUGCCACAUUCAAUUCUUCAUGGAACUCCACCAUUUACCAACUCCUUCAGUUUUUGAAAAAUACCAAGUCCUAUUAUAUGUUAAACGUUUAUCCUUACUAUGGAUACAUCAAAGGAAACGGAAUUUUUCCACUAGAUUAUGCUCUUUUCCGGCCAUUGUCUAUAAACCGGCAGAUUGUUGACCCGAACACUCUCCUCCACUAUAACAGCAUGUUUGAUGCCAUGUUGGAUGCAACCUAUCAUUCAAUAAAAUCUCUCAACUUUAAUGGUAUCCCCAUUGUCGUGACAGAGACUGGCUGGCCAUGGUCUGGUGGAGCCAAUGAACCUUAUGCGACCAAGCAAAAUGCUGAGAUGUAUGUUAACAAUCUGAUCAGUAGGGUUUUGAAUGGUUCAGGUCCUCCUAGUGAGCCAACUAUACCUGUUAACACGUACAUAUAUGAGUUGUUCAGUGAAGAUCAGAAACCUGGGCCUAUUUCAGGGAAAAACUGGGGAGUUUUUUCAACCGAAGGUUCUGCUAUGUAUCGUUUGAGUUUGAUAUCCAGCAGUGUCACUGGAAGUUCUUCUGUCCUGUACUGUGUGGCAAAAGACGGUGCAGAUCCUGGUAAGUUACAAAAUGGUCUGAAUUGGGCCUGUGGUCAGGGUGGAGCUAAUUGUUCUGCCAUUCAACCGGGGGAGCCAUGUUUUCUUCCUAAUAACAUCAAAAGCCAUGCCUCUUAUGCUUAUAAUGACUAUUAUCAGAAAAUGCAACGCAAUGGUGGAACAUGCGACUUUGACGGCACAGCAACCACCACUAAUAUCGAUCCAAGUCACGGAUCCUGUGUAUACACUGGAAGCUCUAAUCCAAGCGGUGGUAAUGGGGGUUCUCCCCCAGCUCCUUCAGUGACCCCAGUACCAGGACCCUCCAGCGAUAUUCCUGGUGCAAGUUCAAAAGUUGAAGCCUGGCAGUUUCUCUUCUUGUUGUCACCCAUGCUUUUGUCUGCUUUGACUUGAAGUAAGAUGCAAGCAGCAGCAGUUUCCUGUUCAACGAAAUCUUCGACAUGCAGUUUCAACGAAAUGCAUGGGCGCAGGAUCAUUUUGAUUGAACUUGUUGUAACGUUCUGUAUGUAUAUAUACAAGUGCUUUGUAAUUUUAUAAAGAAAGAAAGGGGUCUUUUGUGCUUUG
Momordica charantia (bitter melon) is the source of this 2125-nucleotide messenger RNA. RefSeq names its product glucan endo-1,3-beta-glucosidase 4. Lineage: Eukaryota; Viridiplantae; Streptophyta; Magnoliopsida; Cucurbitales; Cucurbitaceae. Gene Ontology annotation, biological process: carbohydrate metabolic process. The record is from RefSeq and is a predicted model, not a curated record. Gene Ontology annotation, molecular function: hydrolase activity, hydrolyzing O-glycosyl compounds.